Molecule: messenger RNA, 2004 nt
Organism: Phyllopteryx taeniolatus (common seadragon)
Lineage: Eukaryota; Metazoa; Chordata; Actinopteri; Syngnathiformes; Syngnathidae
Gene: asl
Product: argininosuccinate lyase
Exons: 16
Coding region: 382-1848 (488 amino acids)
Cellular component (GO): cytosol
Molecular function (GO): argininosuccinate lyase activity
Source: RefSeq, a predicted model, not a curated record
GAAUAAUUAUAUCCCAGGAUGCAUUUCAGCCCUCAAGCUAGUGGGGCGAGUUAGUUUGCGGCAGACGUCAUUUUAUUCACUCAUUGAUUUAUUUUAUUGAUAUAUUGAUGUAGCCGCUUCGCUGAUUUCUACCUUAUUUCGUCGAUCGAACUGUGGAGUGAAGACUUUUAAGGACAUUUGUUUAUUUGCAGCUAGUAUGAGUUUCAACACUAGGUAGACGCCAACAAGUCUUACACAAGUUACAGGCUUCAUGUGUGAACAGAUAUAGAGGAAAACACACACUUUUCAGCUUUUAUUCGUUUGUUCCUUUUUAAAACGAGUCAAACCAUUCAAGCUGUGCCUGAUUUAUCAACUUCUAUCUAUCAACUUUGUUCCUUCGAGAUGACUGCAGAGGGGUCCAAGCUGUGGGGGGGUCGUUUCGUGGGUGCCACCGACCCAGUGAUGGAGCGCUUCAACAUGUCCGUAGCGUACGACCGGCGCAUGUGGGACGCCGACCUGAGGGGCAGCAAGGCCUACGUCAAGGCUCUGCACCGGGCCGGGCUGGUCAGCGCAGACGAGAUGGCCGGCAUUUUGCAAGGGCUGGACAGGAUCAGCGAGGAGUGGAGCGAAGGCGUGUUUGUGCUCAAAGACAGCGACGAAGACAUCCACACCGCCAAUGAACGCAGACUCGAGGAGUUGAUUGGCGGGGCGGCGAGGAAGCUGCACACAGGCAGGAGCAGGAACGACCAGGUGGUGACCGACAUGCGUCUGUGGCUGCGUGAUGCCGUGGGCACGCUGACAGACAACGCCCUGGUCCUCAUCGCCGCCAUGGUGGAGCGUGCCACGGCCGAGAUAGACGUCCUGUUUCCUGGUUACACCCACAUGCAGCGAGCGCAGCCAAUCAGAUGGAGCCACUGGAUUCUGAGCCAUGCCGUGGCUUUGCGGCGCGACGUAGAGCGGCUGCAGGAGAUCAGGAAGCGCGUCAACGUCUUGCCUCUGGGCAGCGGCGCUGUCGCCGGAACGCCGUUUGACAUCGACAGGGAGCUUCUGAGGAAAGAGUUGUGUUUUGAGGAGGUCAGCUUGAACAGCAUGGACGCAACCGCACAACGAGACUUUGUUGCGGAGUUCCUGUUCUGGGCCUCGCUGUGCGCGACUCACCUGAGUAAGAUGGCCGAGGACCUUCUGCUGUACAGCACCAAAGAGUUCUCCUUCGUCUCGCUGUCUGACGCCUACAGCACAGGCAGCAGCUUGAUGCCCCAGAAGAAGAACGCCGACAGUCUGGAGCUGAUCCGGAGCAAAGCGGGGCGAGUCUUUGGCCGAUGCGCGGGCUUCAUGAUGACGCUGAAGGGCCUUCCCAGCUCCUACAACAAAGACCUGCAGGAGGACAAGGAGGCCAUGUUCGACUGCUACGACUCCGUCUUGGCCGUCCUCCAGGUCGCCGCCGGAGUCGUGUCCACGCUAAAGAUCAAUGCCGACGCCAUGGAGGCGGCGCUCAGCCCGGACAUGUUGGCCACCGAUCUGGCCUACUACCUCGUGAGGAAGGGGGUGAGGGCAAGCCGUACGCUCAGCGGAAAAUACACCUCGACCGGAACCUCCAAAGUCCAAACACUAGUGGCGUUCAGGGACGCUCACGCUCUGGCGGGUAAAGCGGUCUUCACGGCCGAAUCCAAAAACAUUUCCUUGAACCAGUUGACUUUGGAGGACCUGAAGGCCAUCAGCCCGCUGCUGGAAAGCGACGUGGCGUCGGUGUGGGACUACGCGGCGAGCGUGGAGCAGUACGCCGCUGCGGGCGGCACGGCCAAGAGCAGCGUGUGCGCUCAGGUACAACACCUGCGCACCUGGAUGACUCGGCACAAAGCGCAAACAUAACCGUCACGCCAUAAAAGAUUCGACGUUGAGUUUUGCUCCAUCGUGAUUGAAGCGCAUGGAACUGAUUUCACAUUUUAAUCAAUCAAAGCUGAUUCUACGCUUGAUGAACACUUGGGCACCAUUGUUCGUAUGGUGUCCCUAAUUAAGUUUUUUUUU